AUGUUCGGCAUGCCUGGCGUUGGAUUGCCAUACCGCAAUCGCAAGGAUGUGGCGCGAGCGCAGAACUUUAGAGGUUGGACAAGGCGACAUCCUGCGCGAUCGACUGAAGAAAUGUGGACGCCGAUGAGUGGCGCGAUGCCAUGGCCACGCAGCAUGUACGGAGCCGGAGCAAGUGUCCCGAACUAUGAUCGCUUCGAAGAGCUUGAAGAAGUGCCGAUACGCCAUCCACUAUCCGCCAGCGGGAUGGCCUUCAGAUCACCGAAGCAUCGAGGAGGCUCCGGACACAAUUUGAUAGCUUUCGACAAAGCUGCUGAAGCCUUAUACGAGGCUCUACAGUAUGCAGUCAAGCAUUGCAAAGCCAUCAAAGAGCAAUUCGAGAACGAGGUCAUACAAUCCUCCAUCGUGCAGUGGGUGCCGCCAAAUAUGAUGAUUGCGCUUUGGACGAUGAAGAUCGAUUGGGACGGUAGCAAUGCUGCAACCCAGGACGGUGCUGCAGCCCAGCAGCCGCACGCUGGAGUAGCGACAUACAGAGACAUGAAGUCUCUAUUAGAAGCCAUGAAGGACAUGCAGAUGUGUGAGCUACCUCGUUUAGGCGAUCUGAACGGCUCGGAGGUCAGGUUGAGUCCUGAGAUCCUCCGUAACACAAUCAAUAAGCUUCAAGUAACGCUACAUGGUGUGGAAGAAAUGAUGCAGUCGGUACGGAAGGAUCGGCUGCUGAUGGAUGCUUUGAUCAAGGAUCUGGAGUCGACUGUGCAAUUGUUGAUGGACGUGGAAGAGCUUUGGACGUCUAGACCACGGCCUGCGGGCCCGAGAGCACGAGGUGGUCGUGAGGAUGAGUACAGGUGGCGGCGGUAUGACGAUGACUGA
This is a messenger RNA of Recurvomyces mirabilis, 867 nucleotides long. RefSeq lists its product as uncharacterized. Lineage: Eukaryota; Fungi; Ascomycota; Dothideomycetes; Mycosphaerellales; Teratosphaeriaceae. The transcript has a single exon. The coding region runs from base 1 to 867 and encodes 288 amino acids. The record is from RefSeq and is a predicted model, not a curated record.